This is a messenger RNA of Mytilus californianus (California mussel), 3902 nucleotides long. Its product is annotated as ALK tyrosine kinase receptor-like. Bases 88 to 2826 code for a protein of 912 amino acids. NCBI's taxonomy places the organism in Eukaryota, Metazoa, Mollusca, Bivalvia, Mytilida, Mytilidae. Gene Ontology annotation, cellular component: signaling receptor complex; membrane. The record is from RefSeq and is a predicted model, not a curated record. Gene Ontology annotation, molecular function: ATP binding; protein binding; transmembrane receptor protein tyrosine kinase activity. The transcript has 20 exons. Gene Ontology annotation, biological process: positive regulation of kinase activity; regulation of neuron differentiation; cell surface receptor protein tyrosine kinase signaling pathway.
CAGAAAGACACCCACGUUUUUGUUAGUUUAUGUUGACGACUUACCAUCGUGCGACACGGUCUCCUCUUAUCUUUGUUUUUUGCAAAUAUGAGCUUAUCGCUUACAAUAGGAAUUAUUAUUCUCCUGAGCGGCAGGAUACCUAAAGUGUCUUCUUCAUACAACGUAACCAUUACAACUGUGAAAGAUUCAACCAGUUAUAGGCAUGGAGUUCGACCUUUUAUGCAACAUUUAUCAAGAACCACUAAUGGGAUUUCUGACGUCAGUUUUGCCUUCCAGGACAUAAUUCCUGUUGGAAAAGUCAUUGAAGAUAUUAUUGUUUCCAUAUCAUUCGCAGAUGUCAGUCAAAUUGAUUUAAAAAAGUCUUUCUCUUACAAUGUAAGCAAUCACAAGACAAAUACAGUACUACCUGAGCUGACGGAACGUAUUCAUAUAUAUCUGAAUUCUUCGGAUCAGUAUGUGUUGAUGAAUGAUUUUUGUGAAAUGCAAUGUUCUAAUAUAUCUAAUUGUUUGACCUUGAACAUAACAUGUCAAGUGCAAUCAAAAGAUGUGGAUACUUCAGCAAUGUCAGCGGUACUCAGGACUUCUUGGACAGAAUCAAUUUGUGAUUUUGACAACCAGUGCUUUCUUGAAUAUGAAGGACAAUUUCAUAUAAGCGAGAAUGGAACUCAUGGAAGAUGUGACAUUUGUAUGAUUUUGCCCAACCAAGAAGAACAUAUUUCAGGACGAUAUGCUCACACGAUGAAAAAUGAAUCAAACAAUUCGAUGGCGUGGAUGAAAUCCAAAAUUAUAUACGGCAGUUCUUAUGGUUGUCAGUUAAAGAUUUCUGAAUGGCAGUUUACGAGGACAGUAAUUAUUGUUACUAUAACAACGAUUUCAAGGUUCCGUGUUAUAAAGACACUUCUUCGUGAAAAUUUCAGCCGACGAUGGAAUCAAACAAGCAUUAUGGUAGGACGGAUAUCUGAGCCAUUUUAUUUCAGUAUAGGAUUUAGCUCUGAAUAUCUUGUCGCUGUUGACGACAUUAAGUUAUCUAACUGUGAGACAGAUAUAUCCCCGAAAGUCUGCGCAAUAACCGAAUAUCAAUGUCAGUCUGGGCUGUGUAUAAACAAUCAUAGAAAAUGUGACAUGAUCCAAGACUGUUUCUAUGGAGAUGACGAAGCUGAAGAUUUGUGUAAUGGCAUAGCAUCAGAUUUUGAGAGAUGUGAUUUUGAUCAUGGACUAUGCGGUUGGAAAAUACAAAAUCAUUCAAGUAACUGUAGAUGGGAAAAAGUACAAACCUCAACCAUUGUAGUUGCCAAUCCAAAGUUUAAGUUUCAACCGAGAGGUGAAAUCUUAUAUAUUAAUGGAUCUAAAUGCAACGAAAAAGGAAAUGUAGAUCUGAAAAGUCAAAUUUUUCUCUCUGAUGGUAAAGGAACUUGCAAGAUGCACUUCUCGUAUAUAAUGUAUAUUGGUAUGUUACGGGUUGAUUUAUGUGAAAUACAUAACAAUGACACAGAGGAUUGUUCGAGGAAGAUAGGAGUUUUUGACAUCCAAAGACGCUGGUUAUCCAAAGGUGUUUAUGUACCAUUAGCAAAAACGAGGUACAGAAUUAGAAUAAGAGGAAUUAUAUUUGAGAACCACAAGGAUUUGUAUAUUGGUCUUGACGCAAUAUAUUUUGAAGGGAAUUGCUUCAUAAAUGAACCAUCAGAAAUCCCCAAAAAGGACAACACUAUAGUAAUAGCAGUUUCAAUAUUAGCCGGAAUUUUGGGAAUAUGUCUUAUAUUAAUUAUACUAAAAGUUAGGCAGAUGAGUCAUAACGAAAAAUCAAUGAAAUGUGGAAUACCUCUCUUUUGUGCAUCGAUGAGAUCAGAUGAAUCGCUUGACACAAUGUCUUCAUUCAUUGGUGGAAACAGUGUUACAUCUCCACUUUAUACAUCUAUAGAGGAGGAUGAACAAGUUCAAAGCGAUAUUCACAGUAUCGCCAGGCAUAAAUUAACUGUUCAGAGGCUGCUUGGAAAAGGUGCAUUUGGUGAAGUUUACCAUGGUCUACUUGCAGACGUUGCACACUCAGAAGUACCAACCCCAGUGGCAGUUAAGACAUUACCUACAUUAUGUUCAGACCAAACGAAGUUAGAUUUUUUUAUGGAAGCAGUGAUGUUAAGCAAACUAAAGCAUCCGAAUAUAGUGAAGUUUAUCGGGAUUUCCAUCGAAGGGUCAUCGAUAUUACUAGUUACCGAACUGAUGGGCGGUGGUGAUCUACGUUCAUACCUCCGGUGUUUGAGAACUAAGUUGCACGAAGUAACUCCCCAGGAGCUCAUUCUUCUUUGUGUAGAUGUUGCCAAUGGAUGUCAAUAUUUAGAAGAACAUGGGUGUAUUCACAGAGACCUUGCAACGAGAAAUUGUCUUUUGUCAGAGAAAGGUUCAAGAAAAAUAGUAAAAGUCGGCGAUUUUGGGAUGAGUCGUUUGACUGGAAGAACCAAUUACUACAGAAAGAAAGGUACUGCUUUAGUUCCUGUAAAAUGGAUGUCACCAGAGGCUUUCAUCGACGGAGUUUUCACAUCAAAGACUGAUGUAUGGAGUUACGGUGUUUUGUUAUGGGAAGUGUUUUCGUUAGGGCAUGUUCCCUAUCCUGGAAAGUCAAACGAAGAAGUCAUGCAGUUUGUCAAACAUGGUGGACGACUUCCGAAACCAGAAAUUUGCACCGAGAAAAUAUAUCAGCUUAUGAAGAAUUGUUGGGCGGAUGAUUCUGUCUCGAGGCCAAAUUUUACAACAAUCAAAGAGAAAUUAUCCAGUAUUGAGCAGGGUGAUAACACCAGUACAUCUAAUCCGUAUUUGUCAGUGCCCUGUUAACGAAGCAGCACCAUUAUUUAUAUCAUUCAAAGACAGAAACAGUUAGGUCGAACCUAUGAAUGUACAGUAUGUGAUGAACCAAUCAUAUUCUAAUUAAAUUGAAAUAUUUAAAAUGUAGAUACUUCCAAUGACGAUGAUGUCAUAUUCAUUGUAUAUGUGCCACUGGUGAUUUGGCAAUCAACACACCAUCAAUAUAGUAGGGUAAACUACGACAUUGUUCCAUUGAUACAUUUUUUCUUUUAUUAAGUAUUUACAAUGUUAUGAAUGUUCGUACAUGUGUGCAUGAAAUGCCUGUUUAGUACUAAAGCGUUGUAUUGAAGGUUUCCCCAUCGCAUUCAACUAUACCUGUACUUGACAGAAAUAAAACCAAAUUUUGUUGUCAUAAAGUGCUGAAAUAUAUAUAUUCUCCGUGGAAAUAUGGGAAUUCUCAGAAUAAUUGUUGAUAACGAUAUAGUACAGUGCACACUUUAUAUAAUAAAAUUAGAAAAUUACGAAUUGCUUAAUGUAAGUAGCAAAAUACUAACAUAUCGUUCCUGUUAUGAUUGUCCAUCUUACGCCAUAUGAGAACAAAUUGUAUUCUAUGAAAAUGAAAUUGCAUAUCGUUAACAGGUCUUCACAGUUUUAAAAGACUGAUUUCUUUAGCCAUUUAUCAUAAGAGCCAUAAACACGGAAUGCAUCAACGAAUCUUGUCCUGUUGGUAAACGAAGUCCUCCCUAUAUAUAAAAGACAAUAUGUUGCCCAGUAUUCAUCUUGAUGGUAUUUGUAUUUAUGUGUUUUCUAAAUCAGGCAAACUUUUGCCACCAUUGAAUGAAAAGAAGGGUCAAUUAAACUCCCUUGACCAUUUUUAUUUUACUUUUGACGAUUUUGAAUAUUACAGGGACAUUCAUGGUCUCGAAGUUGGAAAAGUUUCCGGGUAAUUUAAUUUAUUAUCCGGGUCAAUUGAUUAUCCAUCUAAAGUUAAAGUACUGUUUCGUUUUGUGUUACUUAACGAAGUUGGUCAUGUUCGUUUUGACUUUCUAUCAUUGAUAGUUUUACAUGUUUCUCAAUUGUCGGUAUUUGUUUUUAUAUAUUUAGAG